Molecule: messenger RNA, 1803 nt
Organism: Cladocopium goreaui
Lineage: Eukaryota; Dinophyceae; Suessiales; Symbiodiniaceae
Source: the annotation of a GenBank genome assembly
AUGGAACAUGAUGCCUCUGAGAAUCCCAAGCCGGAGGACGCACAGGUUGCAUGUCGCAUUUGCCUAGCGCGCGAGGGCGAGUUGUUAGCGCCCUGCCCCUGCCGCGGGAGCUUGCGCUUGGCCCACCUGGAGUGUUUGAAGAAGGAAUUUCUGGCGCGAAGAGAGUGGACCCAACUAACUUGCUCCAUUUGCAAGAACGAGUAUGUGGCUCCUGCAGUUUUAGACUUAGCACGCCUUGCGCUGGAAUGGGCCGAGGCAGAUUGGGGUUUGAAGACGGUGGGUACCUUGGUGGCAGCGGAUCAUCUGGGCCGUGUGCUCAGCGCUGCGGGGCAGCUGGAAGAGGCGGAGCAACAUCUGCGCCGCACGGUGGAUGGGCUGCAGGAGGUGGUUGGCAUGCAGCAUACAGAGACACUCAUCGCGCAGUCCAACUUGGGGAUGCUGUUGAACAGCCGCGGACGCUUCGAAGAAGCCGAGCAGCACGUCCGUGGUGCUUGGGAAGGAAGUCGUGGCCCGUCUGGCCAAAGGAAUGCUGAGAAUCUUGUCUUCGGAAUGAAUUUGGCAGUGGUGCUUCGAGAACUGAACCGCCCUCGGGAGGCAGAGCCGUUGCUCCGUGAAGCCUUAGAGGGCUUGGACCAGCUGAAGGGAAAACAACAUCCGGAUGCGCUGGCAGCUGCGAGCCAUUUGAGUGGCCUACUGUUGCACUUGCGUGAAGAUUUGGGUGAAGCCGAGCCAUUGGCCAGACGUGCCUGGGAGGGCAGCCUGAGGCACUUCGGUCCGGACCAUCCACGGUCCCUUUGUGCCAGCGCAGAUUUGGGCCUGUUGCUACUGGCGCGAGAACGGCCCAAGGAAGGCGAACAAUUGCUGAGAUCUGCGCUGGAAGGAUUUCAAAAGCAGCUGGGUGAGAACCAUCCGCAGGCACUUUCGACGGCUGCCGACCUGGGCACUGCCUUGUUCGCAGCUGGGCGAAAGGAGGAGUCCUUGAUCCCGUUGCGUGCGGCCUUGGAGGGGCGUCGGAAGCUUUUGGGCUCCGAUCACCUGCGAAGCCUGGCCUCGGCGCAUAACAUGGGAGUCGCUUUAGCGGAACUGCACGAGGUGGAUGAGGCGAAGAAACUGCUCCAGGCUGCCUGGGAAGGCCGUGCGCAGAAGUUGGGAGCUGCCCACUUUCGGACCUUGGCCUCUGCCAAGCGUCUUUUGCCACUGCUUCGAGGGCCCGACGAAGAAGCCUUGGCUGCCCAAGCCCUGCGAAGUGUGUGGGAGGGUGAGACGGCAAACCUGGGAGCGUCGCAUCCGAAAGCUGUGCAGGCUGCAAGAAAGUUGGCGCAGUGGCUUGCGAGGAGGCAGCUGCUCUUUGAAGCUGAAGCUGUCUUGGCACAUGCCUUGGCUUCUGCGCAGGCAGAAGAAGCACAGCGGGCAGCUGAGGAAGCUGAAGCCGAAAGCACCUCUGCGGGAGCCAGCGAGGACGAGCGCCCUUGCGAUGAGAGGGCAGCGCGCCUUCUCCAGUCUGCUUUGCUUGGGCCCUCCUUCAGCCCAGCCAAUUGCUUGGCCAAGUUGGCGGCGGCCCAGCAACGACCCUCGCCCUCCAAAGUGCUGAGUGCAGAUCUCCAGGAUCUGCAAGAUCGCCUGGAAAGAUUGCAAGAAGCUGAAGAGGCCGAGGAAGCGAUGCCGCCACUAAAGAAGUUGCGAGGCUCAGAGUCGACAGACGAGCAACAGGAGCAUGAUGAAGAUGCAGCCCUUGGUCAUCUGGGUCGGUCUGAAAAGGAGGAUGUACCUGAUCCUGAGACCUGAGCGGAAGGAACAAAAAGA